GACGAUCUUUAGUUCUCCGGUAAAACCACCGAAGAAAGGAAGGAGACCGAGCACUCAGACGAUGUUGAGCAUGAAAGCGCAGGUGGAUGUGGUCUGCUGUAAAUCAGUAGGAACUGAUCUGUCCAUGCUGGAUAUUGAGGAUUUCAUCACAGAAAUCUGUCAGCUGAAGAAAGAGGUGGCUUCACUGGAGGCAAAGCUGAGAGAAAGAGGAGACAAACUGAACAGAGAGGAUGUGGAGCAGGUUUCAGUGCGUGUGACUGAUGGGACAGAAGCUCAGGAUUCAGUCUGGAGCGUCAGAGAUCAGAGAUCCAGAGACACACAGGACUCAGAGCUCAGCCUCACUUUACUCUGUUAUACUGACGCUCAGGAUCAUGAAUCCACUGAUCAAACCUCUGACUGUAACGCUGGAGAACAGCAGAUGCUGCAGACGCCGCUGAAGAUGUGCUCCGUCAAACUGGUGGACUGCAGGAACCUGAUAGAGAGCAGAGGAGAAGAAACCACCGCAGAGAAAGAACAACACAGUGAUGAGGAAGAAGAUCAGAACAAGGAAGAGGAGGAUGAUGAUGAGAAUAAUGGGAAUGAUGAUGAUGAAGAUGAUUACGCUGAGAAUAAUGAUGAUGUUGACGAUGGUGACUUUGUUCCUUCAGAUAAGAAUGCUGGUUCAUCUUCUGAUGGAGAAACUGCCUCUACAUCCAAAGAGCAAAGAACAAAGAAGAGUUUCUCCUGUGCCACCUGUGGAAAAACAUUCAGCAAACAGUGUAAUUUAAAAAGACAUGCCAGAAAGAGAAAACACACAGAACAGAAUAACUUCACCUGCAAGAUAUGCAACAUCAGCUUUCCUACCUUCAAAGAGAAAACACUUCAUUCAAAAGAGCACAGCGUGAAGAAGGAGUUUCACUGCGAACAGUGCGGGAAGGAUCUUUUCACCACUCUUUAUAGUAUGAGAGCUCAUAUAAAGACACACGAAGAAAAGUCUCUCCAGUGCAACGAAUGUAGCAAGUUUUUCCGCAACAAACGAGAUCUUUCUGUUCAUAUGAGAAUUCACACGGGUGAAAAACCAUACAAGUGCCCUCACUGCGAGAAGAGCUUCACCCAGAGAACUCAUCUGAAAACACAUCUACUCACGCACAGCAAUGAGAGACCGCAUCAAUGCCCUCACUGCGAGAAGAGCUUCAGCCAGGGAUCUUAUCUGAAGACACAUCUACUCAGGCACAGCAAUGAAAAUCCCUAUCAGUGCAGUGAAUGUGGAAAACCUUUUAUAAGCUCAGCUUCUCUAAAGUUACACCAAAAAAUGCAUUCUGAUGAAAGACCAUAUCAGUGUUCACACUGUGAGAAACGUUUCCAUCUUUCAACUCACUGUAAAACCCAUGAGAGGAUUCACACCGGAGAGAAACUGUACCUGUGCUCCGACUGCGGGAAGAGCUUCGCUAGAUCAUUUGCUUUCAAAAUUCAUCAGAGAGUUCACACAGGAGAAAGACCGUAUCCCUGUAGUGAUUGUGGGAAGGGUUUUAUUAACGCAAAUGACUUAAAAAUACACCGGAGGACUCAUACGGGAGAAAAACCUUUUAAAUGCUCAUAUUGUGACAAGACUUUCGCUCGAGGAUGUGUCAAGAAUGUCCAUGAGCGACAUCAUACAGGAGAGAAACCUUACCGCUGCUCCAUCUGCGGCGAGAGAUUCGCUUUUAAAUGGGGUUUUCAGACCCACAAGAAGAAACACGCUGCCCCAGAAUCAUCAUACAGCGGAGCGUCGUUUCUUCUCUUCAUCUCUAUCUCUCGUCCUGUAGGAGGCGCUCUGACGAUCUUUAGUUCUCCGGUAAAACCACCGAAGAAAGGAAGGAGACCGAGCACUCAGACGAUGUUGAGCAUGAAAGCGCAGGUGGAUGUGGUCUGCUGUAAAUCAGUAGGAACUGAUCUGUCCAUGCUGGAUAUUGAGGAUUUCAUCACAGAAAUCUGUCAGCUGAAGAAAGAGGUGGCUUCACUGGAGGCAAAGCUGAGAGAAAGAGGAGACAAACUGAACAGAGAGGAUGUGGAGCAGGUUUCAGUGCGUGUGACUGAUGGGACAGAAGCUCAGGAUUCAGUCUGGAGCGUCAGAGAUCAGAGAUCCAGAGACACACAGGACUCAGAGCUCAGCCUCACUUUACUCUGUUAUACUGACGCUCAGGAUCAUGAAUCCACUGAUCAAACCUCUGACUGUAACGCUGGAGAACAGCAGAUGCUGCAGACGCCGCUGAAGACGUGCUCCGUCAAACUGGUGGACUGCAGGAACCUGAUAGAGAGCAGAGGAGAAGAAACCACCGCAGAGAAAGAACAACAACACAGUGAUGAGGAUGAAGAUCAGAAUAAUGGGAAUGAUGAAGAUCAAGAUGAUGAUGAUGGUGACUUCGUUCUUCCAGACAAUGCUGGAGAAACUGCAUCUACAUCCAAAGAGCAAUGGACAGUGACGGACUAUGGAAAGAAAUUCAGCAAACAGGGUCAUUUAAUGAGACAUGAGAAAAAACACAGAGAACAGAAAGACUUCAUUAGCAAGAGUUUUCCUACCUUAGCAGAUAAAACACUUCAUUCAAAAGAGCACAGCGUGAAGAAGGAGUUUCGCUGUGAACAGUGCGGGAAGGAUUUUUUCACCACUCUUCAUUGUAUGAGAGCUCACAUAAAGACACACGAGGAAAAGUCUUUCCAGUGCAACGAAUGUAACAAGUUUUUCCGCAACAAUAGUAAACUUUCUAUUCACAAGAGGAUCCACACGGGUGAAAAACCAUACAAGUGCCCUCACUGCGAGAAGAGCUUCAGCCAGGGAUCUAAUCUGAAGGACCAUCUAUUUACACACACCAACGAAAGGCCGCAUCAGUGCAGUGAAUGUGGCAAGUUGUUCAACAUCAAACAAAAUCUUUCACGUCAUAAGAGGGUCCACACGGGUGAAAAGCCGUACAAGUGUCCUCAUUGCGAGAAGAGCUUCACCGAGGGAUCUAGUCUGAAGAAACAUGUGCGUUUGCACAGCAAUGAGAGACCGUAUCAGUGCAGUGAAUGUGGGAAAAGUUUUAUAAGCUCAGGUUCUCUAAAUUUUCACCAAAAAAUACACUCUGAUGACAAACCGUAUCAGUGUUCACACUGUGAGAAACGUUUCCAUCAUUUGAGUCACAUGAAAACCCAUGAGAGGACUCACACCGGAGAGAAACCGUACCUGUGCUCCGACUGCGGGAAGAGCUUUUCUAGUUCAUUUUCUUUAAAAGUUCAUCUGAGAAUUCACACGGGAGAAAGACCAUAUCCCUGUAGUGAUUGUGGGAAGAGGUUUUAUAAGCUAAGUGACUUAAAAAAACACCAGAGGACUCAUACAGGAGAAAAACCUUUUAAAUGCUCACUUUGUGACAAGACUUUCGCUAUAUCAACUUCCCUGAAGAUCCAUGAACGAAUGCAUACUGGAGAGAAACCUUACUGCUGCUCCAUCUGCGGCGAGAGAUUCGCUUAUAAAUUGGGUUUUCAGACGCACAAGAAGAAACACGCUGCCCCACAAUCAUGAUAGAUUCAUAAUUUUAGGUUGUGUAAUAAUGUAGUGCUACGGGAACAUUAUUUUAUGGUUGUAAAAAAUAACCCCUUAAACUAAAAUGUCUCUAGAACAUUAUUUACUGGGUAGAAAUAAAUCGUUUGGAUGAAAAUUCACUGUAAUGUGCAGAUCAGUGUGUGAUAUUGGAUUUUUGAACUGAGCUGGACAAUGACAUCACUGAAUAAACAAUGAACUGAC
Sinocyclocheilus anshuiensis is the source of this 3736-nucleotide messenger RNA. RefSeq names its product zinc finger protein 836-like. The record is from RefSeq and is a predicted model, not a curated record. Lineage: Eukaryota; Metazoa; Chordata; Actinopteri; Cypriniformes; Cyprinidae. Bases 62 to 3514 code for a protein of 1150 amino acids. The transcript has 9 exons.